AUGUGGGAGGAUCCCACCAACAGAACGCUCGCGCACGCGUUCCAAAAGGGGGUGGGAAAAGAAGUCCUCCGACUCCCGCCCCAGGGGGACCCCCACCCCCAGCAAUCCUGGCCGGAGUCCGCUAGAGAACGCGCGUGCGCGAGGGCGCGCCGCCGCCGUCCCGCUCCGCCCAGCGCUGAAGGGGGUCUAGCGCACGGCUCCGGUCUUCUCGCCCCUCCCCAGGCUCGCAGGCUCGGAGUAGUAGACUCCCGCCCUGCGGAGAGGGACAGUGAAAGGUUCCCUGAGCAGAGGGAGAAGGCGGACGUGGCUAGGAGAAAGGAGAAACCGGUCAAACAGGGUGAAGAGCCAGGAUCCCCGGCUGGAGCCGACACAAGACACGCCUCCCUGCCUCACACCCCUCGGGGCUGCGGAAGUCCUCUGGAGACUGGCGCUGCACCGAAGCGACCAGUAAACUACGAUUCCCAGAAGGUGGUGCGGUGGCGUGCCUACGAUUCCCGGCAGGCCCCGCGCGCCAGGCUCUCUUCAGUGCGCUGCUUCUUAGGGAGAAACUACAGUUCCCACGAGGCCUCGCGCGAAGCGGCUUGGAAGUGGGCAGCCUGGAAGUCACUCGGGCCACUGGAGCUGGCGGCGUCUCUAGCGAGCCGCGCUGUGCUGAACGCCGCGGUCGAGGAGCCCGCGGGGCGUGCAGCCGGGACGCCCAGGAAUAGUAUCACCUUUGACCCUGGCCUUUGACCUUUGACCUUGGCUCUCGUUCGACGACGACGUUCUAAGGUGCACUAGCAUCCAGGGCAU
Molecule: messenger RNA, 792 nt
Organism: Rattus rattus (black rat)
Lineage: Eukaryota; Metazoa; Chordata; Mammalia; Rodentia; Muridae
Exons: 3
Coding region: 1-732 (243 amino acids)
Source: RefSeq, a predicted model, not a curated record